UUUUCAUCUGCAAAUCUGAUUACCAAUAAAAGUACUAAAAACCCUAUCUGCUGCCGCCUCUUUCUCAAACUCUCUCUCGGUCGGUCUGUCUUUUGUCUGACUUUCUGAUCUAUUCUCCUCCAUUGUUUCACUGAAAGUGUUUGAUUUUGAGUCUUGGCUAGCUCUCCAUAAGGAUAAUUGGAUUAUAUAUAUAUAUAUGUAUUGCUCCGAUUAUAUUUAAAAAAUUUCUUCAGUUGGAAAAAGAUCUAUGCCGUAUUCCCCUCCAAUCGCACCCACUCUCAGACUCCUCCCCGUAUCUCUGCGGCCGGCGUCUCUAGCUCGCUUAACAGUUUCAGCCUACUGCCACCAACUGACGUGAUAUAAAUGCCAAUGUACAUAGUUAAAUAAUGGCUGUUGAGACUUCUGCUAAACCAAACCUGGUUAACGAGUACGAUGAUGAUGAUGGGCCUGUGAUAUUUAAAAGAAGUAAUGCAUCAUCCAAACCAAACCAAGUAAACUCAGAAGUAAAGAAAUCACCAUUGCAAAGAAAUGAUAUACAGUCUGGAAGGCAGAUAUCUGACGUUCAUUCUCGCAAUGGUUUAAACUCCAAUUCUAAGGGUAAGCUGGUGUCAUUUACCAAGGCAUCACCCAUAAAAUCUCCUGCAGCCAGCCAAAAAGCUUCAACUUUGUCUGCAAAGACAUCACCAGUGAGGUCACCAGUAAAUGCUAAUUCUAAUAGUGACUCUGAGGAUUCUGAAGAUGAUGAUAAACCUUUAAGUGCCAGGCUCAAGGAAAACUCCAACCAUGCCAACAAAGGGCUUGCAAAACCUAAACUAAGUCCUGGUUCAUCACAACCAGCAGUGUCAAAGAAUAUUCUUGGACUACCUUCAGGAGACUCAGAUGAUGAACCUUUAUCGUCUAGGUUUCAAAUGAAGUCCAAUGCAGGAACAUCGGGCAGUAAGCUUUAUGAUGCUGAUGAGAAGAAGCCUCUCGUGUCAAAAAAUCAGCAUAGUGGUUCCACACUGACCGAUAAACAAAAGAAACCAUUGGCCAUCUUAAGUAAGAGACCUCUAGAUAAAAACUAUUCCUCAGAUCAAUCUUUGGUUAAAAAGCCAAAACUUGUUGGUUCACCAACAGUGGUAAAAAGUAAGCAGGUAACAGUCAAAGCAGAAACGAACACAGAGGACGAUGACCAUAUUCCAAUUUCCCUGAGAAUGAAGAAGUCACCUGCAUCAAAUAACAAAUUACCUACCACUAAAAAAGUGGUCACAAAAGCUGUUUCCUCCUCAUCCAAGAAAAUAACCAAGAAAAAUAAAAAAGCAGCUAAAAAUUCAAAAUAUUCAAAGUCUACUAAAUUGCUACCUUCAUCCGGUGAUGGCCAGAAAAAAUGGACUACCUUGGUUCACAAUGGUGUUAUUUUUCCACCACCAUACGCACCUCAUGGGGUAAAGAUGCUCUAUAAUGGGAAGCCAGUUGAGUUGACUCCUGAACAAGAGGAGGUUGCAACCAUGUUUGCGGUGAUGAAAGACACAGAGUAUGUGCAGAAAAAAACAUUUAGAGAUAAUUUUUGGAAUGAUUGGCGUAAGUUACUUGGGAAGAGCCAUGUGAUUCAGAAAUUGGACUCCUGUGACUUUACCCCAAUAUAUGACUGGUACCAAAAUGAAAAGGAGAAGAAGAAGCAAUUGAGUACAGAGGAGAAGAAGGCCUUAAAGGAAGAGAAAUUGAAACAAGAGGACAAGUAUAUGUGGGCUAUUGUUGAUGGUGUGAAAGAGAAGGUUGGAAACUUUAGAGUUGAACCACCUGGGUUAUUCCGAGGUCGUGGCGAGCAUCCGAAGUCUGGAAAGCUGAAAAGGCGCAUUCGUCCUCGUGAUGUUACAAUUAAUAUAGGAGUGGAUGCUCCAAUUCCAGAAUGCCCUAUCCCUGGUGAAAGAUGGAAGGAAGUACGGCAUGACAAUACUGUAACGUGGUUAGCAUUCUGGAAUGAUCCAAUCAAUCCAAAAGAAUUCAAAUACGUGUUUCUGGCAGCUAGUAGUUCCUUGAAGGGUCAAAGUGAUAAGGAGAAAUAUGAGAAAGCAAGGAUGCUGAAGGAAUACAUAAAGAACAUCAGGACUGCAUACACAAAGGAUUUUACAAGCAAAGAUGUUUCAAAGCGACAAAUAGCAGUUGCUACCUAUCUUAUUGAUAAACUUGCUUUGAGGGCAGGCAAUGAGAAGGAUGAUGAUGAAGCUGAUACUGUUGGUUGUUGCACAUUGAAAGUAGAAAAUGUAAAAGCAAUUGCCCCAAACAAGUUGGAGUUUAACUUCCUUGGUAAAGAUUCAAUCAGAUAUGAAAAUAUUGUUGAAGUGGAGCUUCCUGUUUAUAAAGCAAUUAUGCAGUUCCAGACUGGAAAACAAGGCAAUGAUGAUCUUUUUGACAAGCUGGAUACAAGUAAACUUAAUGCGCAUCUAAAGGAACUCAUGCCUGGCCUCACAGCAAAAGUUUUCCGUACUUAUAAUGCAUCUAUCACGUUGGAUGAUAUGUUGAAUAGGGGAACCAGAGAUGGAGAUGUUGCAGAAAAAAUUAUUGUUUAUCAGCAUGCUAACAAGGAGGUCGCCAUCAUAUGUAAUCAUCAGCGUACUAUAUCCAAAUCUCACAGUGCUCAGAUGACAAGGUUAAUGGAGAAAAUUAGUGAACUUCAGGGUGUCCUGAAAGAGCUGAAAACAGAUCUGGAUAGAGCAAAGAAAGGAAAGCCGCCAUUAAAAGAUGCUGAUGGAAAGCGGAAGAGAAACUUAACCCCUGAAGCGUUAGAGAGGAAGAUGGCUCAAACAACAGCAAAGAUUGAGAAAAUGGAAAGGGACAUGAAGACCAAAGAGGAUCUGAAAACAGUGGCAUUAGGAACAUCCAAAAUUAACUACCUUGAUCCUAGGAUCACGGUUGCAUGGUGCAAGCGACAUGAAGUUCCUGUUGAGAAGAUAUUCAACAAAUCUCUCCUAGCGAAGUUUGCCUGGGCAAUGGAUGUGGACCCUGACUUCAGAUUCUGAUGCUUGCUCAAAUUCACGUCAUUCGUGAAGAAAAACCCUGCCUCCUCUCCGUUGUUUAAUUAUAGAUGUUAACAAUUUUUUUUUUCCCCCUUAAAUUGUUCCAGCGGAAAAUUAUUGUUGUAUGUUCAUCUAAUCUAAUCAUGAGCAGAGCUGUUCACUACAUUCUUCUUUUACUCUCAGUAGGAAGUACUAACAAUUGUUAUUUAAACUCGAACCUUUAUAGUAAUGGCUUAAAUGUUUGAAAUACAUUGACUAUGUUAAGAUGGCAUUUACAA
Molecule: messenger RNA, 3274 nt
Organism: Ziziphus jujuba (common jujube)
Lineage: Eukaryota; Viridiplantae; Streptophyta; Magnoliopsida; Rosales; Rhamnaceae
Product: DNA topoisomerase 1 beta-like
Exons: 16
Coding region: 387-2999 (870 amino acids)
Biological process (GO): chromosome segregation; DNA replication; DNA topological change
Cellular component (GO): chromosome; nucleolus
Molecular function (GO): DNA binding; DNA topoisomerase type I (single strand cut, ATP-independent) activity
Source: RefSeq, a predicted model, not a curated record